Messenger RNA from Spodoptera littoralis (African cotton leafworm), 1662 nucleotides. The record is from the annotation of a GenBank genome assembly. NCBI's taxonomy places the organism in Eukaryota, Metazoa, Arthropoda, Insecta, Lepidoptera, Noctuidae.
AUGCGGGAAUUUGGCAAAUUUGGUCCACUCAUUGGUGCUGUAGACGAAGGAACGUCGAAUGUUAAGUUCCUGGUAUUUGCAGCAAACACAUCCGAAGUAUUAACUUAUCAUCAAAUUACCUUGAAACGGUUUAGCCCUCAAGAAGGUUGGGUUGAACAAGAUGCACUAGAAAUUUUAAAUGCUGUAUUAGAAUGCAUUGAAGUGACUACUGACAAUCUCCGAAAAUUAGAUAUCAACCCAGAGGAUGUGGUUGGCAUUGGUAUUACAAAUCAAAGAGAAACCACAAUUGUAUGGAAUUCGGUUACUGGACAGCCUUUGUAUAGUGCCAUAGUAUGGUUAGAUGUGAGAACAGCUAACAUUGUAGAUGAACUAACAAAAGUCAAAAGUCCACAAUGUGUAAACGCUGUGACACAGACCAGUGGGCUUCCAUUAUCCACAUACUUCUCAUCUGUAAAACUGAAAUGGCUGCUUUUAAAUGUGCCUGCAGUCAAGGAUGCUGUCAGAGUGGGAGAAUGUAUGGCAGGCACUGUGGAUUCCUGGUUGAUUUGGAACCUUACUGGUGGUUGUAAUGGUGGAACUCAUGUAACAGAUGUCACGAAUGCCUCGCGGACACAGCUGAUGUCACUACGUAGUCUGCAGUGGGAUAUAGGACUGUUGCGGUUCUUUGACAUACCAAUACAGAUUCUACCAAAGAUUAAAAGUUCAGCUGAAAUAUAUGGUUACAUUUCAACAGGAUCCUUACUUGGCGUACCUAUUGCUGGGUGUUUAGGUGAUCAACAAGCAGCUUUAGUUGGACAAGGAUGCAUGAGAUUUGGUCAGGUCAAAUGUACUUUUGGCACUGGAUGCUUCUUAUUAUACAAUACAGGUGAUUCGAUCAUCCACUCACAACAAGGACUUUUAACUACAGUGGCUUACAAAUUAGGACCAGAUGCACCACCAGUGUAUGCAUUAGAAGGAUCAGUUGCCAUUGCAGGUGACACAUUACAGUGGCUACGAGAUGGAUUGGAGCUUAUAACGGAUAUUCAAGAUACAGAGGCGUUAGCAUCUGAGGUAAAUGAUGAUGACGAAGGAAGCAUUUGUUUUGUACCUGCAUUUAAUGGUUUAUACUCCCCUUAUUGGAGGAAAGAUGCUCGAGGCAUAAUAUGUGGAAUUAGUGAGAAGACGCGCCGAGAGCACAUAGUCAGAGCAGCUUUAGAAUCAGUGUGCCAUCAAACACGAAGUGUGGCCACAGCUAUGGCGACCGAUUGUGCUCCAUUAGGGCGACUACUUGCCGACGGUGGUAUGGCGCAGAAUACACUUCUUAUGCAAAUGCAAGCAGAUAUUCUUGGAAUUCCUGUGAUUCGACCUCUUAUGAUGGAAAGCACAGCUCUUGGGGCUGCGAUUGUAGCUGGUCGAGCAUUGCGAGUGUGGCCAACUUCUACUCCAUGUCCACCAGCCGAUACAUUCAUACCAACUAUUAGUUCUGAAGAACGCGACAUUAAACGGGUCCGAUGGGAAAAAGCUCUCAAAAGAUGCUUAGCGUGGACUACCGAUGGUAACGAAGAGAAAAACGAGUUAUGUCCUGAUGAAACAGACCGCACUACUGCUGUUAUACCUCCUGGUUUGUUUUUCCUCGGAACAGCUCUUUUAGUGAUUAUAGCAGAUAAAUUAAAAACUAUCUAA